GAGCGGAGCGGGCGGCCGAGCGCCAUUUUGUGCUGCUGUUCGUUGUGAGCGGUGGAUCUCUCUCCUCUCUCUGUGUGUGUGUCUCUAUCUCUCUCUCUCUGUGUCUCUCCCCCGCGCUCAGUCCCGUCGUGUGUCUGUGGCCUCGCGAUCAUCCUCAGCGUUAGAAGACGAAAAGCCGCUCUCGGCUCCUCAGCUCCGUGUGUGUUCGCGCGUUUCCCCCCUUCUCUCUCUGUCUGUCUCACCGCGUCUCCCCGCACCGCCCCACCGCCCCUCAGGCAACAUGGAUCCCUCGAUGGUCGAGUACAUCCGCGUGGCGGAGGAGGAGUCGGACGAGCCCAUGGAGAUCCCGUCCGAGGACGACGGCACCGUCCUGCUCUCCACCGUGACGGCGCAGUUCCCGGGCGCCUGCGGCCUGCGCUACCGCAACCCCGAGACGCAGUGCAUGCGCGGGGUCCGCCUGGCCGAGGGCAUCCUGCACGCGCCCGACAACGGCUGGAGCAACCUCGUCUACAUGGUCAACUACCCCAAAGAUAAUAAAAGGAAAAUGGACGAGAGUGAUGCGUCUUUAGCUGUGAAGGUGAAGCGAGCAGUCCAAAAGACAUCAGACCUCAUUGUUCUUGGACUUCCUUGGAAAACCUCAGAGCAGGACCUGAAAGAUUACUUUACUACAUUUGGAGAAGUGAUUAUGGUGCAGGUGAAGAGGGAUACAAAGACCGGCAACUCCAAAGGCUUUGGUUUUGUCAGGUUCACAGAGUAUGAAACACAGGUGAAAGUGAUGUCACAGCGGCACAUGAUUGAUGGGCGAUGGUGUGACUGCAAGCUCCCCAAUUCCAAGCAAAAUGCAGACGAGCCUCUGAGGUGUAGGAAGGUGUUUGUUGGCCGCUGCACCGAGGACAUGAGUGCUGAUGAGCUUCGCCAAUUCUUUUCCCAGUUUGGGGAUGUGACAGAUGUAUUUAUCCCCAAACCAUUCCGAGCUUUUGCUUUUGUCACUUUUGCAGAUGAUCAGAUUGCCCAGUCUCUGUGUGGUGAAGAUCUGAUCAUUAAGGGGGUCAGCGUGCACAUUUCUAAUGCAGAGCCUAAGCACCUGAACUCUAGACAACAGCUAGAUAGAACUGGACGAUUCGGUAGCCAGGGAGGCUAUGGAAAUCAGGUUUACAGUAACUGGAACGGAAGAAGUGUGGGCGAAGUCGCUGUGUGCAACUUUACAGGUUUUUGAACAGAUUUUAAUGCAGUUCAGGGUGAAAAGGUUGGCCAAAGAAACUGCCUGCAAAUAUCCAAGGGAUAGCGUCCGACACAAACAAUUGCAUGAAGGUGUUCAUAUUAAUUUUACCCCACAUUUUCAGAUCCAUCAAACUUAAUACUUCUGAUUUGGAGAAUCUGGUUAUAAUCCUCCAUGUCUUUUUUUUCCAGUGAUGUUUCUUUCGUGAGUAAAUGAAAAAAAUAUUGGAAGAGUAUCUUCAUCCUGAUCUCUGAACCUCAUCUCAUUUCCGAUGUGGUAGAUAGAGCACUCCAUUAAAGAGACAGUAUUGCUGAUUUAAGAUUGCAGGAUCCCUUUCUGUAGUCUGGCUUGGGUGGCAUAACUAAGCUAAGUCAACACUAAAACAUCUUUGAAAUACUAACCUGCUUAUGUAUCGUUUGUUUUAGAUGAGACUUAUCACUUCCAGCACUAACUGGGAUAAAGAUUAGAAUGCUAAUCACAAAGUAGUUGAGUUUAACAUCUCAGUUUAAUGCUUAAGAUCAAUGUGCAGAAAUUUGGAGAAUCCUCAGUCUGUUUUUCUUCGUGUGUAGACUUAAACCAGUUGCAGUUUUUAACGUUUCUGUUCGCUGCAAUGUUUUUAGUGCAGCGGCUGUGCUUCUCUGCAUGUGGCUUUCUUAAACCCAGUUCUGCAUGGCGUAGUCUCUGAAAUGCUUGACGUAGCAGCUAGACAUCUGAUCUGCAUGUAGGGCAACUUCUUUCUAAUAGGCUCUUAAGUAGACUGCACAGACACAAUCUGAAGGAUUGUGUACAGCUUCAGUAUCAGAUCUACACAACAACCGUUCAAAUAUAUAUUGGCAUUCUUGUAUCAUUGAUAAGUAAAGCAUUGCAUUAAAAUUUCUUAGCCUAUUAGCACAUUUAUCUGAGCAGCUAUAAAAGCAUGAAGUGUUAAAAGAAAAUUGUCCCAUUGUUAAGCAAUGUAUUUACUUACAGCUGGUUCUUAAGAACUUGCCUUGUACAGCUGUAGGUUCUUUGUCUCAAGAGUCUCCUCAAUGAUGAUUCAAUUUGACCUUGAGUUCACUGGCAUGUUCAUCUCCUCAAAUCAGAUGGUGUUUCACCAUAAAAUCAGGAGUUAAUUUCAGUACAGCCAGUGACAGCAAUAUGGUCUUUGUUGGCUUAAAUCAUUGCAGGAAAUUUUGGCAAUGGUUUAAUUUGAAAAGGCUGGGCUAUGUUUUAACGGUUUGUUGAAGAGUAGAUCUACUUUUAACCUCAAAGCAAGUGAAGUACUGUCUUUUUAAGGGGAGUGAUCUGGAUGUCCGCGCAUGAACACCUUCAUACUGUCUAGAAAUUGCUUUCUAUAAAACCAUCACACACAACACUGCUACAUGGAGUGCAAGUUCUGUACGAAGGGACCACGGUGGGUGUUCCAUUUUUGUCCUCUACUGUUCUUUCCAUCGAUCCGUUAUCAGCGCUUUGCAGCCGGAUGGUGAUGUGACACAGCUGUGAUGAGACUAUUUGGAAGGAAGCCUGGUGUGGGAUUGAUGCUUAAUGGUGGUGAAGACGAAUGAAAGGCUGGCUGGUAUGAGCGAGGAAGGAGAGAGCGUGGAGAGGACUGCGUGGUGCGUUGUAGGAUUUUUUUUUAAGACGUGGCAAGAUGUGACCCCCCUGGUCCCUUGGCGUGGUGAGAGAAUGCAGAGAGCAGAAGUGGGAGACAGUACGAGUGCUUUUUUCCCCCCCCUCCCCUUGCGUUCGCAACGGACGUCCGUGACUGAUUUGAUGGAAAAGAGACAUUUGGAGUGAUGUUGAUACUCGCUUUGGUUUGCCUGUUGUAGUUGAAAAUAUGUGAAUGUGUUCCAGUGCAAUGAAUACUCCAGGGGUUGAAGCACACACAAAAUUAAUCAGCAGCUAAAUUGGCCAAAGUUAUUGUUUCAACAGAAAGAGGAAGACAUUUCAAUAAUUUGAUUUAAUUUGUAGCUGAAAAUGUAAGCAACCCCCUCUUUAGAAAGAUUUGCAUCAAACCAGAAUUGUGACGAUUGGAUUUAAGUGUCGAAGCAGCUCAUAAGAUACCCCAGUCCUGCUUAAGAAUGGCAGGCGGCAGCUUUGUUUUCGAUUGCUUUCAACCCCUGAAUAUUUUUUGUGUUUUAAAACCUUUCCCUUCCUAUGUCAUCUGUUGUGAGUGCCGAAUGGUUGGUGAUGUAUUUUUGUAUUACUGAUAUGUAAGUGUGGACAAGUGAUAUGAUGUGGAGUUAUGAAGGAUCACAACAUUUUGUGGCGUGUAUUGUGGCAGAUGACUGGAUGAGCUCAUUGGCCAUCUUCAGCCGUGUGUACGUUUGUUUUGAAAGUUUCUUGCGAAUGCAGCGCUUAAUAAAUGGAUUGCUAGUU
This is a messenger RNA of Callorhinchus milii (elephant shark), 3577 nucleotides long. It is a transcript of the gene tardbpa, whose product is annotated as TAR DNA binding protein a. Bases 281 to 1216 code for a protein of 311 amino acids. Gene Ontology annotation, molecular function: RNA binding. Gene Ontology annotation, biological process: regulation of gene expression. NCBI's taxonomy places the organism in Eukaryota, Metazoa, Chordata, Chondrichthyes, Chimaeriformes, Callorhinchidae. The transcript is spliced from 6 exons. The record is from RefSeq and is a predicted model, not a curated record. Gene Ontology annotation, cellular component: nucleoplasm.